UAAGUGAAAGGGGGUGUGUUCACUGCUUCUUUAUAAAAGAGGUGAGCAGACUUUUGCAGACUACAGUAUCUGUAAUCUCUGUUCAUUCCCUCCACUGAGAGACUGAGAGAGACAUCACCUUCAGACAUGCGAUUCAAUGUCCUGUUUUUCCUCCUGCUUCUCGGGGUCCUCUACCUCAGCCUGGCACAAGGCUUGUAUGAGGACUGUUGCCUAAACUAUUCAAAGGAGAUUAAACCGUCCGUCAAGAAAAGAGUGUGUGGUUACAGAAGACAGGAGCAGGAUGGAGGAUGCAAUCUUCCUGCGAUAGUGUUCAAGCUGAAGGGAGGUCGGCAGUUCUGCACCAGACCAGGGGACAAAUGGGUGCAGGAACUCAUGAAUCAGACUGACAAAAUACAGCAGAAGUACAAAAAACUAAAGAAAAUAUGCGGGAAACACUAGCAGUGAGGACCUAAGUGCUCUAAGGAGACUUCUUUGUCCAGUUUUUGAUCCAAGCAUUGUGGUUCCACCAACUAUCUUAGAUAAGCUUUGUUGUGCUUCUACUCAGCAUCCAUUUCAGCCAGGACACAAUUGUUUUGUCAGAACUUCCUGUAUGUUGCUGCUAUCACCUUCUUAUUCCUUAAUUUUUUUCCCCCAUUGCCUAUGGCUCAGUGCACAGGUCCAGCCAUGCAUGUGCAAGCAAGAAGGAUUUACAGCCUAGUUACUGAUAAAAAAAAAAAGUAUCUAUAAAUGCUUUUAUGGCUAAAGCUUUCACAACGGUUAUGAUGAUGUGGGUGGUACACUUUAGGUGUCUAUUCAAAUAUUGCCAUUUCCUUGUGUCUCUUAAAAGUAACCUGUUCGAAUGUGUGUAUUGAGUGUUGUGCGGCGUGUAAAUAGUGUAUCAGUGUACUUCUAUUUGUUUCAUACGAUUUAAUUACUUUGUCUAUAUAUGAUUAGCUAUGUAAUAUUUUACAAUGUGUUUCAUUUUCAGAGAUUAUCUAUAAGAACUAGUUACUUCAAGAUAAUAAAGAGCUUCAUUCAUUACUUUGUACGGUUCAGAGUUUAUGAAAGCAAUAUGAUUUAUCACCUGUAUUACUUUUGAUACUUUCACUCUUAACUUUUUUUUUUUAUUGCAACAAUAAUGCUGUAAAUGUUUGAUUAUUGCUGAGUCACCUUGAAUUUGCUAGAAAAGAAUCGUAUUCAUAUUUUCUUAUUACUACUCAAUAAUUGGGAUCAUAUUACUAUCAGCGUGUGACUACAUUUUGCUUGCAAUUGUUAUGGGUGGUUAAAGAAAUACAUCUUAGACAUGUUAGUUUUUUAGCCUCCUUUUUCUGCAGCAUUCCUGAAAGAGGCUAAGAGGUAAUGAUUCGUGUAUUUGUGUAUGAAAUAUAUUGAAUUGUGGUAUUUUGUAUUAUGUGAUUUAAACAUGACAUUUAAAGUGAUUAAAUAAACAGUUUAAAUGUA
This is a messenger RNA of Tachysurus fulvidraco (yellow catfish), 1440 nucleotides long. RefSeq names its product chemokine (C-C motif) ligand 25a (gene ccl25a). Gene Ontology annotation, molecular function: chemokine activity; CCR chemokine receptor binding. Gene Ontology annotation, cellular component: extracellular region. The record is from RefSeq and is a predicted model, not a curated record. NCBI's taxonomy places the organism in Eukaryota, Metazoa, Chordata, Actinopteri, Siluriformes, Bagridae. The transcript is spliced from 5 exons. The coding region runs from base 127 to 438 and encodes 103 amino acids. Gene Ontology annotation, biological process: chemokine-mediated signaling pathway; monocyte chemotaxis; positive regulation of ERK1 and ERK2 cascade.